CUUAAAUUAAUGUAUAGACAAAGGCCAGAAAAAAAAAAACUCAGGUUCUGUGUACGAGUGUUCCUAAAAGUCAAUACCAACCAAAUAUCUGCUCAUGCCUUGCAAACCUUGCAUCGACAUUUCUUUUGCUGUUUGUGAUCUGAAAUUCCAAGAUGGGUAAACCCCGUGGAUUGAAAACUGCUAGGAAGCACGUCAAUCACCGUCGUGAACAACGGUGGGCUGAUAAGGACUACAAAAAAGCACAUUUAGGAACCAGAUGGAAGGCCAAUCCUUUCGGUGGAGCCUCUCAUGCCAAAGGAAUAGUCUUGGAAAAAGUUGGUGUUGAAGCUAAGCAACCUAAUUCUGCCAUCCGAAAAUGUGUUAGGGUACAAUUAAUCAAAAAUGGAAAAAAAAUCACAGCUUUCGUACCUAGGGAUGGUUGUUUAAAUCACAUCGAAGAAAAUGACGAAGUAUUAGUUGCUGGAUUUGGUAGGAAAGGUCAUGCUGUAGGAGAUAUUCCUGGAGUAAGAUUUAAGGUAGUAAAAGUUGCCAAUGUUUCGUUGUUGGCUUUAUAUAGAGAGAAGAAGGAACGACCAAGGUCUUAAAUUAAGUAUUGUAUUUUAAUAAAAUGCAUGUAUAAAAUUCUUAUUUUGUU
Harmonia axyridis is the source of this 634-nucleotide messenger RNA. Its product is annotated as 40S ribosomal protein S23. NCBI's taxonomy places the organism in Eukaryota, Metazoa, Arthropoda, Insecta, Coleoptera, Coccinellidae. The record is from RefSeq and is a predicted model, not a curated record. Gene Ontology annotation, cellular component: cytosolic small ribosomal subunit; ribosome. Gene Ontology annotation, biological process: translation. The transcript has 4 exons. The coding region runs from base 153 to 584 and encodes 143 amino acids. Gene Ontology annotation, molecular function: structural constituent of ribosome.